Molecule: messenger RNA, 9323 nt
Organism: Danio aesculapii
Lineage: Eukaryota; Metazoa; Chordata; Actinopteri; Cypriniformes; Danionidae
Gene: ppip5k1a
Product: diphosphoinositol pentakisphosphate kinase 1a
Exons: 31
Coding region: 407-4621 (1404 amino acids)
Biological process (GO): inositol metabolic process; inositol phosphate biosynthetic process
Cellular component (GO): cytosol
Molecular function (GO): diphosphoinositol pentakisphosphate kinase activity; 5-diphosphoinositol pentakisphosphate 1-kinase activity; inositol hexakisphosphate kinase activity
Source: RefSeq, a predicted model, not a curated record
CCUGUCAAAUCCGAGGACAGCUGUGAAACAGUCAGCACCGCUUCACAUUUCACAUAGAAACAAGAUGUCUCAUUUCAUCCUCCAGUUCAGUCUUUGAGUACAUCAGGAGACCUGAAGAAAAAUCCCUUCCCAAAUACAACCGAAAAGCUUCAGCAUUAAGCAGAAUGGAUUUGUGUUAUCGGUCCAUCACUUCAAGUCCUUGCCAAUAACAAUUUACCUGUACACUGGCAGGCUUCAUUCAGCCUUUUGUUCUCUUCUCAGACCUUCAUACACUCCGCUGGUAAACCCCACCACUGCUCUUGCAGGCUGGGCACAAAGCUGGUUUGGCCUCGUGCCCUUCCAGCUGGGUGUGGUAUUGUGAGAUGGCGCGGCAGGAAGCAGUGGGUCGCUGCCGCUGUGGACUGUAAUGUCAGAGCCCAGCAGCCCCGGCGAGAGCCAGCGCGGCGCUCCCAGAUUCUUCGUGGGCUGCGCGGAGGAUGAGAGCGAGGGCCUGGACGACUACGCCAGCAUGAGGACAGACAUGGAGCUGUACGAAGACGACCUGGAGGAUGACUCGCCUCCAGAGCGUCAGAUCGUGAUGGGGAUUUGCUGUAUGAUGAAGAAAUCCAAGUCCAAACCCAUGACUCAGAUCUUGGAGCGUCUUUGCAAGUUUGAGUACAUAACAGUGGUCAUCUUUCCAGAGGAUGUCAUUCUAAAUGAACCGGUUGAGAAGUGGCCACUCUGCGACUGCCUGAUCUCAUUUCACUCCAAAGGUUUCCCCUUGGAUAAGGCAGUGAGUUAUGCAAAGCUCCGUAACCCGCUGCUUAUCAAUGAUCUUAACAUGCAGUAUUACAUACAGGACAGGAGAGAGGUUUAUCGUAUCCUGCAGGAGGAGGGGAUUGAUCUACCACGCUAUGCAGUGUUGAACCGUGACCCUGACAAGCCUGAUGAGUGUAACCUGAUUGAGGGAGAAGACCAAGUUGAAGUUAAUGGCGAAGUGUUUCUGAAACCUUUUGUAGAGAAACCAGUUUCUGCUGAGGACCAUAAUGUGUACAUCUACUACCCAACUUCUGCUGGAGGAGGCAGUCAGCGCCUCUUCAGAAAGAUUGGGAGCAGAAGUAGUGUUUACUCUCCAGAGAGCAGUGUGAGAAAAACUGGCUCCUACAUCUAUGAAGAGUUCAUGCCAACCGAUGGCACAGAUGUGAAGGUGUACACAGUAGGGCCAGAUUACGCUCACGCAGAGGCUCGUAAGUCUCCUGCUCUCGAUGGGAAAGUUGAGCGGGACAGUGAAGGAAAAGAAAUCCGCUACCCAGUUAUGCUCACUGCCAUGGAGAAGCUGGUGGCUCGUAAAGUUUGUCUGGCAUUCAAGCAAACAGUGUGUGGAUUCGACCUCCUCCGAGCCAAUGGCCACUCAUAUGUGUGUGAUGUCAAUGGAUUUAGCUUUGUGAAGAAUUCCAUGAAAUACUAUGACGACUGUGCUAAGAUACUAGGAAACAUUGUAAUGAGGGAGCUGGCUCCUCAGUUCCAGAUCCCCUGGUCCAUACCUACAGAGGCAGAGGACAUUCCUAUUGUUCCCACUACAUCUGGAACUAUGAUGGAGCUGCGUUGUGUUAUUGCUGUGAUCCGACAUGGAGAUCGCACACCAAAGCAGAAGAUGAAGAUGGAAGUGCGAAAUGCCAUGUUUUUUGAACUUUUUGAAAAAUACGGUGGGUAUAAAACGGGCAAGCUGAAGCUUAAAAAACCCAAACAACUGCAGGAAGUUCUGGACAUUACCAGGACACUUUUGGCAGAUAUAGGACAGCAUACUGACUAUGAAAUUGAAGAGAAGAAGUCCAAGCUUGAACAACUAAAGACAGUUCUGGAAAUGUAUGGCCAUUUCUCUGGAAUCAAUAGGAAAGUGCAGCUAACCUACCUUCCUCAUGGACAACCCAAAACAUCCAGUGAGGAGGAAGAUACCCGUAAGGAGGGCCCCUCUAUACUGCUGGUGCUGAAGUGGGGGGGAGAACUGACUCCAGCCGGCAGAGUUCAGGCUGAAGAACUCGGCAGGGCUUUUCGCUGCAUGUAUCCUGGAGGUCAAGGUGAUUACGCUGGCUUUCCAGGCUGCGGUUUGCUCAGGCUACAUAGCACCUACCGACAUGACCUCAAGAUCUAUGCCUCUGAUGAGGGCAGGGUGCAAAUGACUGCUGCUGCCUUUGCAAAGGGUCUCUUAGCGUUGGAAGGAGAACUGACACCCAUCUUGGUCCAGAUGGUGAAAAGUGCAAAUAUGAACGGUCUGCUGGAUAACGAUAUUGAAUCCCUUAGCGGCUGUCAGCAGAGGGUUAAAGCCAGACUUCAUGAGAUCAUGCAGAAAGAUGAAGUCUUCACAGAAGAAGACUAUGACAGGCUGGCCCCAACAUGCAGCAGCUCUCUGGUGAACUCUAUGAGGGCUGUCGAGAAUCCAGUGUGUAUAUGUGAUCAAGUCUACACCCUCGUCCAGAGCCUCACCUCACAGAUCCGCAAAAGACUCGAAGACCCCAAAUCAGCAGAUUUACAGCUGUACCACAGUGAGACACUGGAGAUGAUGCUGCAGCGCUGGUCUAAAUUGGAAAGGGAUUUCCGCAUGAAGAGUGGACGCUACGACAUCAGCAAGAUUCCUGACAUUUACGACUGCAUUAAAUAUGAUGUGCAGCACAACAGCUCCUUGGGCCUGGAGGAUACACUGGAGCUCUUCAAGCUGUCUCGAGCACUAGCCGACAUCGUCAUACCACAGGAGUACGGCAUUAAUAUAGUAGAGAAGCUGGAUAUUGCGUAUGCCUACUGUCUGCCUUUAGUGAAGAAAAUUCAGCUGGACCUUCAGAGGACACAUGAGGACGAGUCUGUAAACAAGCUGCACCCUCUAUAUUCACGUGGAGUGCUGUCACCAGGCAGGCAUGUUCGCACUCGGCUGUAUUUCACGAGUGAGAGCCAUGUCCACUCUCUUCUUAGCAUCUUCCGAUAUGGUGGCCUCUUGGAUGAGGAGAAGGAUGAGCAGUGGAAGAGAGCCAUGGAUUAUCUGAGUGCAGUGUCUGAACUCAACUACAUGACGCAGAUCGUCAUUAUGCUCUACGAAGACAACAACAAGGACCCGUCCUCUGAAGAGCGCUUCCAUGUGGAACUGCAUUUCAGCCCUGGGGUCAAAGUGUCUGAGGAGGAGAGCGCUCCGAUGGGCUUCGGCUUCCGACCAGCCUCUGCUGAAAAUGACCAGAAGCAAACAGAUCCUGGAAGUUUGGAGAACCUUUCACGGGAUGAGCCUGACCGUGCAUUACCCCUUUCAGAGGCCAUCAGCACCCAGAGGAAAUCCCCUUUGAUCCGGAAUCGCAAGACUGGCUCUAUGGAGGUCCUGUCAGAAAGCUCGUCCUCUAAAGGAGGCAGCUAUCGCCUCUUCCCCUCCUGUUCACGUCAGUCUCCAGAGAUGAAGCAGAGCGGAUUAGGCUCUCAGUGCGCUGGUCUCUUCAGCACCACCGUCCUGGGGGGCUCCUCUAGUGCCCCCAACCUUCAGGACUACGCUCGCACACAUCGCAAAAAAUUCUCCUCGGGCAGUUUGACCUAUAAAGACGGCACACAAGAUGACACUUCUACCAGGGUGAUUAAACUACCUCUAUGGUGGUCCUUCUCAGAACCUCUGGAAGAGCACCAGGUAGCCCAGCUGCUGAGGCGCUUUUCCAACGACCCCAAUAUUGGCCAUCCGUUCUGUUUGGACAGUGCUUUUGCCCACCACCUCCAUCAGUGCUCCUAUCAUCUCCGCCUGUUCCGCAACUGGUUAAUCUCUGGCCAGGACCCGCUAGAAUACAUCUACGGUUUUGAAGGCUGCUCCAUGGUGCCCUCCAUAUAUCCUCUCGAGACCCUUCACAACUCACUCUCACUGAAACAAGUAAAUGAGUUCCUGACGACCGUGUGUGAGAAUGCUGGAGAUUCCCACACCAGGACAACCAGAGCUCUUUCAGCCAUGUUUGACUCCCAGAACCAACCCACAGGGGAAUCUUACAUCCCACACAGAGUCCUGUCAUCUUCUGUUUCACUACGCCAGCGCUCUGAUCGACCACCCUGGUACAGCAGUGGUCCCUCCAGCACAGUAUCCAGCGCUGGACCCUCAUCUCCCACCACGGCUGACACCUCUCCGCGCUUCAGCUUCAGUGAGAAGAUCACCCUAACGCCUCAGAGCAGUGAAGAGAUCCACCAGGCCCCUCAAAACAACAACUGCCACAGUGUGUCUUUGACAUCCGAACCCAGCAUCCCCUCCGAGGACCCACACCGCUCCAUACCCUCUCCCAUCCAGGAGAGACCCAGUCAGAUAACAGCAGACGGCACAGACUCUGCAGGCCAGUGUCUGACAGAGAGCCCCUGCUGUGAUGAAGGGUCAAGUCCAACCUCCGCCGAGAUCAGUCCACCCAGCCCUCACCCAGAGUCCUUCUGCGGGCUGCCCGGCUCCCUUCCUGUUCUCCUGGAGCUCCGAGAAAGCAGUUCUGAGACUGGAUCCAGCGCCCAGACACCGCUCAGCCCAGAGGACCCUGAUGAGUUCUUUGACACGCAGGAAACGGUUGACAUUUGGAGGGAGAGCCCGGCGUCCCUUCCCCAUCCUGGAACUCCUCUGGAGGUGGGAGCUCCUAAUGUGCCUGAGCCUUGAAGGAAACAGUGCUCCCUUCACCCCAUCCCAGCAUGCUCUUGCUGUAGUGCCUCACACCUUCAUUUAGUCCCGUACAAGGGACUUGCCUACAUGUUUUAAAGGUAAAGUUCACCCACCUCACCAUGAGUUUCUGUUAAAGACAAAAGAAGAUAUUUUGAAGAAUGUGAGAACUCUUUGACAUCCAUAGUCGGAAAAAAAAUACUAUGGCAGUCAAUGGCUACCAUUCUUCCAAAUAUCCUUGUGAACAGAUGCAGGUUGAGUAAAUAAUGAACGAAUUGAUAUUUUGGGGUGAAAUAUCCCUUUAAGGUAAAUUGAGGUAAUGGAGGCCCUCACUUGGUGAAGAUGAGAAGCUUAAUAAAGUCUCCAUGGUUUAAUUGUGUAGCGUCAUUCAGAGAUGCUUCCUGUGUAAUGCGUCACUCUCGUUGAAUGGCCAGUGGUCGAACAUAAGCUGUUAGAUGCACUGAAGUAUUUUAUACGAGCACAUAUUAUCUUCCUCAUGUCCAAACGACUGCAAACGACUUUUUUUUUUCUUCAUUAGCUGGUCUGGAAGGGACCUGAUAUUUGAAUCAAAUAAAGGGACAUGAUAUUUGAUACUAGCUUAUGUUUUCUGAAAUACUCUUGAAUAUUGAACUUAGCUUAAGUAUAUUAAAGGGAUAGUUAAAGAAAAAUGUCAGAUUUAAUAAGUCCUGUUGUUUUAAAAUACUAAGAUUUUUGCUCAUCUUCUGAACACAGAUGAAUUUAGUGUGUUCUGAGAACUUUCUGUCUCUCAAUUGAAAGUAUGUUUCACUGAAUAGGUUAAACUUUUUUACGUCAACAUACACUAAAACAUAGGGCUCAAACUGGAUUCCUGGAGGGCCGCAGCUCUGCACAGUUGUGCUCCAACUCUAAUCAAACACAGCUUAUUCAACUAAUCAAGGUGUUCAAGACUGAUAGACACGACUAGAUCAGCUGUGUUUGAUUAGGGUUGGAGCAAAACUGUGCAGAGCUGCGGCCCUCCAGGAAUUGAGUUUGAGACCUAUGCUGUAAAACAUGCUCUGUUCCACACAAUCGAUUUAUGUUGGGACAGCAGGAAGGAAUUCAGUUAACUUAUUAGCUUUUACAAAUUUAAGUGGAUUAACAUAAAAUAGUUAUCACAAAUUAAUCUCAAGAAUUGUGUUGUUUCAGCUCAUUUUAAAUAAGUAGUUUAACGCAGAAAAUGUGGAUUUGGAUUGUAGAGCAAAUAAAAAUUGACAGCAAAUAACAGUACUCAAUGGUUCUUGCAGAAGAAUCUCAAACGGUAUUUGCGUAUCAAGCAAAUAUGUUUCAGCUACAAUAUUUUGAUCAAUCAGCAUUAAUAAACAAGGAAAGGCUAGGAUUAAACUCAACCCAGGCUCAUUCUGAUUAAAUACCCCUACUUAUAUUUCUGAAGUGCGUCAAAAAUGUCCCAGGAGGUUUGUUUUUUUUUGCAGUUUUUGUUUUUGCGAAUCCACCAGAAGGUGCCGUGUACGUUUUUUGAGAUCUCAAAAUUUUCUCGCGAGUGCCUUUCACGCCUGCUGUUCUCACGUAAAUCCACCAGAGGCUGAUGUCGACUGACUGAUUGACCAAUACACCCACCCACCCGCGUCCCUAAACACAACCAAUAGUGUUUUCAAAAGCACAGAUUCGCCCACUCACCCACUUCCCUAAACCCAACCGACAGUGUUUUGAAAAGCAAUCCAGAAAAAAAGCCCUCGCGGCAGCCUAACUUUUACCAUGUUUUCAGAUUUUACCACAUUCUCACAGUGUUAUUUACUUUUAUUUUAUCUUACCUGCUUUCUGGAACCGUUCAUAUGGAGGUAAGCGGUCAGCUGGUAGGCGUGAAAAGGAAUGGCGUCAUACCGCCCUGAAUCAUUCGUUUUAAGCCGCCUUUCCACCGCACACGACAUUCGGACACAACUGUCGGAAUACGCCCCCUUGUGGCAGUCUCACAGAAUAUUCUGUUUUGUCAUGCACCAUAGGAAGCUGAUUCUCGUGUUGGUGUCCGAAGUGCAAAAGCAAGAGCCUUUAUUCUCCAUGCGUUCACCAUGGUUGAAUAAAUGAAUGAAUGAAUACUAAAAACUCAUAGACUGUUAAAAAUUUUGGAGGGAAUGUGGAGACAACAUCAAAUCAUAUUUUUAGUUUAUGAUUUUUGUAUUUUUAGUUUGUUUAUAAAUAGAAAUGUUUUUUUAAAUAUAGACUUUUUCUGAUUCAAAAAAUAAUAAAAAAAUAUUUCUCAUCUCUCGCGCACGGACCUGCUUGAACAACACUGGAAACACGGCCGGUCGCAUACGGUCUAGUCGCAGGAGUUCAAAUAUUUUAACGGAUCCGCAUCUCAAAUCAGAUCGGAAUUUUCCACAUACAGAGAUAAUUGGAGCUUCACGCAGCUCCCGGACAACUCUCCAUUGGAAAUGAAUAACUUUCGGUCUGUCGAUGGUCAUUUGUCAUGCAGUGGAAAGACGGCUUUAAAGACAAAAUGCAGCCAUACAUUCUUCUUGCUACAUAAUUCUCUGACUACAUAAAUGUUUAUAGGGCUACGUUUACAGAAUGAGCCUAUGUUAAAUAAACUAGUUAACCAUAGAAAGUGAUAACCUCUUUUUAGAAGGCUUGAAAACCUGGAACAAUUUACUUCCAAUAAAGGGAUAGAAAUCCUUAAAACUUUCAUAAAAAUGUUUUGAAGAGAAACAAACAUAUUACGGUUUGGACUGAUAUGAGUUCAUUUUAUUUCAGAGAGAAUUAUUCCUUUAACAUUUCAUUACUAUUUGCCAAAGCUUGCUAUACCACUGUCAUAAUUUAUUAAAUCAUUAUAAAAUCCAGAAAUGUAGUCUAAAUAUAUAUGUAUUUAUUGACUAAUAUGCAGCUUACUUUUAACAACGAGACUGCAAAUAAGCAAGUCUCUUUUUUUUAUAUUUUAGUUUUUAUUUUUGUAAAACAUACAGUGCUGUCACAGAAAAAUAAGCAGUGGGCUUCAUUUCAAGUACAUUUCUCCUGCCUUUUACCACUCACAUUUUUGACAAUGAAGUACCCUUUUGUACUGUGACCCUCCUGUUUGAUCAAAUGAAGAGUGCGAUAAGAUUAUCAGACCACCAAACAUUUGGUCUCAUUUCUGAUUUAGUGUACAGUAAAAAGUUGCUGCUUUUCAGAAGGAUAGACUUUAAUGUUAUAUUGUUGAUCUAAAUCUGUUCAGGGGGAAAAACAAUUAUGUUAACCCUGAAGAGUUCCCGUUGUUUACUGAGCAUGCAGAAAGUGUGUGUGUGUGUAAAAGUAACCGACUCUGACUGAUGUAAGACCAGCUUGUUAAACCUCUAGAAUCUAGAGAUGAUCGUUUUACUUCCUCCCUCCAGCAGUGUCUGUGAAUUAUUCCACUCCGCUUGGAGUACAGUAAAGCACAUUCAACCCACUUGACAACUGUAAUCACUGACAUAAGCAUCUGCCUCUGAUGGAUUCAACUCAGAUUUGUUGUACUGUUGGUGCUGUAUGCUGUCUGUGCAGUAGUAUUAAAUGGCACUUUGAUUUACAGCGUUUUAAAUAAAAGUGGCAUUGUCUGCAGAAUAUGAUUGUCUUUUUGUGUGAACCUUGCAGGGUUCUGACUCGGUCAGUCCUGCGCUGUUAACACCCCUUUUUUAAAAUGAAACUUUUUAUCAAUUUCUCAGUGAAUAUAGCCAGAUGCAUUUAAACAAAACCGUUUUAUUUAUCAGUUAUAUCCAUUAAAAUAAGAGUUUGGUCACCUAACAUCUUCAGAAAUAGAAAGAUAAUACAUUUCAAUUCAAACAAGUUGUAGAAAAAAUAUAGUCAUCAAAUUUGGUUUAAUAUUUUUUUCCAACAUAUUAAUUUGGGUGUACUCAUUUUAAGUUUUUUUGUUUAAUUAGCUGCAGUUUUGGCUUUGGUACUGACUAAUCUAAUGUAUGCACGCAAAUAUAUUAUUGUGAAGUAUCCUAUAGAGAAUAUUAAUUCAAAAGAGAGGUCUGUGAGGGGUGUACUCGUAUAUGCUGAACACUGUGGCUGUUUCUCAAUAUGCGUUCUUUAGUGGUCUUGCGUCCUCGUGUCCUCGUGUAACGUCAUCAUCAGCUGCCAAAGUUCAAUUUCAAUACUCAAGACCACAAGAACGGAGGACACGUGAAACCUGCCGGAUGCAGACUUGAGCACCGAUCUCGCUCUAGAAGUCCCAGAAGUCAUUGCGACUGGAGGUGUGAAGCGCAGCAUUUUAUUUAGAUUUAUUAUUAAAGUUCAGAGAUAUUACUUAUUUACCUCAGGAGUUUCCCUAAAUGAAACAGUAAAAGUAAACAAACACAUUAAAUGUGUUUGUUUGCUGAAAUUCUUAUUAAAAUCUGUUUUAUUUAUAUUGUGCAAUGUAUAUUUAUAAUGUUUUUAUGCAGAGUAUAUAUUUUGAAAGGGGAAAAACAAUAAAUCGUUGUAUGAAUGUUGUAAUGUUUAAAUUUUCCAUUAAAAAUCGUGUGAAGGUCACGUGACCAUCAGGAAGAACGUAGCAUCUCAUUUCCUCAAAAGGACGCGUUCUCUGUUCUCGUGGUCUCCCGAGUUCGGUCUUUCAAGGACACCUGGCAAGACCGGUCUCCACAAGAACAUAAGUCCGUUCUUGGCGUCCUUGUAAUUGAGAAACAGCCUGUAUCUGUGGAUUGUGAUUGUAAAUUCUGGUAUUUUCUAUGACUUUAUAUUUGGAUUACAAUAAAUUGUAUGUUUCACAUUUUUA